AUGGCUUCUCGGAAGAAAGAAUCCUCACCGGUUCUACGAACGCCCCGAGCUCUACAGGCCAAGUCAGCCAAGUCCAAGGUCACUAAGGCGGCUGGAAUUGGGAAGAAAAAAUCGAGAACAUCAGGCCUAGCUCAAAAGAACCAAAGCAUACCCGUCGUUUCCCUUGAGAAUGGCCUAGUCAGCAUGGAAAAGACGCCCGAGAACCUGGUUGGAAUCGUGAAACGUAAUGCCAGCAACUCUCCCCUUCUCCGUCUCCCUGGCGAAAUCAGAAACCAUAUAUGGGCCCUCGCUAUGGGCGGCCACUACAUCAAAAUCGAAGAAGUCGUUUACAGAAAGACAACAGAAAGUCUCUGGAUGAAGACCACAUACCGGGCUCCGGCGAACAUCGAAGACAGAAUAUGCCCGCCAUCCGCAUUCCGCUUUCCAGAAGUCUGUCGCCAGAUCUACUCAGAGACAGCUACGCUCGGCUACAAACUCAACACCUUCGUCUUCGAUCAUUACAUCAGCUAUAAUUCAAAAUGGAUGGCUCGCUUGCUACCAGGUCAGAAAAGCGCCAUAACAUCUGUCGUGCUUGAGUCUGUGAUGUUCGAGGGAUAUGUCGCUAACAUUUCCGUCGGAUCGCUAAGGCUGACGUUACCCAAUCUAAAAAGGAUUGAGGUGCCAAGAAAUGCUCUCAGUCUCGUCAUGGUCUUCAACCGAGCUGUUGAUCCGACUGGACUGUGGACGAGUGCGCAGUGGAGAGAAUGGGUCGUGGGUGAAGUAAAAAAAAAGGAGGGCAACGACAUCGAGGUCAGCUUCCACGACGAGCAUGAGGUGUAUUGUGGUGAUGAGGGCGCAGAAAUGAGCUCCUAG
Cucurbitaria berberidis CBS 394.84 is the source of this 852-nucleotide messenger RNA. RefSeq lists its product as uncharacterized. Lineage: Eukaryota; Fungi; Ascomycota; Dothideomycetes; Pleosporales; Cucurbitariaceae. Bases 1 to 852 code for a protein of 283 amino acids. The transcript has 2 exons. The record is from RefSeq and is a predicted model, not a curated record.